UCCCGCCCCUCGGGUGCCAGCGCCGCCCCUGCUGCGGCGGUGAGGGGCGGGGCGGGGCGCGGCGUAUAUAAGGCUAGGGGCGGGCGCCGCUCUUUUGUCUCUUGCUGCAGCAACGCGAGUGGGAGCACCGGGAUCCCGGGCUCGGAACCCGACUACACGGAUUGUUUUAAGAAAAUGGCAGACAAACCAGACAUGGGGGAAAUCGCCAGCUUCGAUAAGGCCAAGCUGAAGAAAACGGAGACGCAGGAGAAGAACACCCUGCCGACCAAAGAGACCAUUGAGCAGGAGAAGCGGAGUGAAAUUUCCUAAAAUCCUGGAGGAUUUCCUACCCCCGUCAUCUUCGAGACCCCAGUCGUGAUGUGGAGGAAGAGCCACCUGCAAGAUGGACACGAGCCACAAGCUGCACUGUGAACCUGGGCACUCCGCGCCGAUGCCACCGGCCUGUGGGUCUCUGAAGGGACCCCCCCCAAUCGGACUGCCAAAUUCUCCGGUUUGCCCUGGAAUAUUAUAGAAAAUUAUUUGUAUGAAUAAUGAAAAUAAAACACACUUCGUGGCAUGGC
Molecule: messenger RNA, 560 nt
Organism: Rhinopithecus roxellana (golden snub-nosed monkey)
Lineage: Eukaryota; Metazoa; Chordata; Mammalia; Primates; Cercopithecidae
Gene: TMSB10
Product: thymosin beta 10
Exons: 3
Coding region: 175-309 (44 amino acids)
Biological process (GO): regulation of cell migration; actin filament organization
Cellular component (GO): cytoplasm
Molecular function (GO): actin monomer binding
Source: RefSeq, a predicted model, not a curated record